This is a messenger RNA of Arachis ipaensis, 3105 nucleotides long. RefSeq lists its product as uncharacterized. Gene Ontology annotation, molecular function: RNA-DNA hybrid ribonuclease activity; nucleic acid binding. Gene Ontology annotation, biological process: DNA integration. NCBI's taxonomy places the organism in Eukaryota, Viridiplantae, Streptophyta, Magnoliopsida, Fabales, Fabaceae. The record is from RefSeq and is a predicted model, not a curated record.
AUGUUAACACUCCAACAGACAGCCGAUGUAUUGACUGUCAAACCAAGAACACCUAACAUAUCUUUCAACCCAUCAGAUUGCCAAACAAACUCGGAUAAUCUGGAUGACCCAGUGGUAAUUUCUAUCCAAGCAGGGGACCUCCUGGUAAAGAAAGCCCUUCUCGACCCUGGAAGAAGCGCGGACGUCCUUUUCUAUUCAACCUUCAAAAAGAUGAAACUCAGCGAACGAACCCUGUUACCAUCCUCGAGAGAACUAAUCGGGUUUUCAGGGGAGCGAGUGUCAAUCCUCGGCAGCAUCUGGCUUAAAACGACCUUAGGAGAGCAUCCCAUGAGUAGAACGAAGGACGUACAGUUCCUCGUCGUCGAUUGCAUUAGCCCAUACAACAUCAUUCUGGGCAGACCUUUUCUAAAUUCCUUUGGUGCCAUUGUCUCCACGAUCCAUUUGUGUGUCAAAUUUCAGGUACAAGAGGACCAGAUAGCCACAAUACAUUCCGACCACAUUGAAGCUUGGAAAUGUUAUAAUGAGAGCUUGAAAAUCAAAGCAGACAUCCGACAAGGAACACGGCUGGCCCAAGGGACAUACAAUGUUGCCAACAUCUCGGGUACUGCCGAACUCGAUCCAAGAGGAGAUCUCCAGGACAAACCAGCACCAAUCGACGACCUUGAAAAGGUACAAUUAGAUGACAAUGUUAACCACUAUACUUAUAUCAGCUCUUCUCUCCUUUCAGGAACAAAACAGAAGAUAACAACCUUACUACGGCAGAAUGCCAACCUUUUUGCCUGGACACCGGCAGACAUGCCCGGCAUAGACCCAGGCCUCAUAUGCCACAAAUUACAAAUCGACCCAAGAGCACGGCCUGUUUCCCAAAAGAAGCGCAACAUGGGAGACGAGAAGCGCACAGCAUGUCUCGAGGAAACACAAAAACUCCUCCGAGCAGGAUUUAUAGAGGAACUCCGAUUCACAACUUGGCUAUCAAACAUGGUUAUGGUAAGAAAAGCCUCAGGUAAGUGGCGAAUGUGUGUUGAUUUCACUAACUUGAAUAAAUCAUGCCCCAAAGAUGCCUAUCCACUCUCAUGCAUAGACAAACUGGUAGAUAAUGCAUCAGGAUAUAAUGUUUUAAGCUUUUUAGACGCAUAUUCUGGUUACAAUCAGAUACUAAUGCAUCCAAAAGAUAAAGAUAAGACAGCUUUCAUAACUGAAUUGGGAAAUUACUGUUAUACUGUUAUGCCUUUUGGACUUAAGAAUGCAGGGGCUACCUACCAACGCCUCAUGGACAAGGUCUUCAAUAAACAAAUAGGGAGAAAUUUGGAAGUAUACGUCGACGACAUGGUCGUCAAGACUCAACAAGAACACACCCAUGAUGUCGACCUACAAGAAGUGUUCGGUCAGUUAAGGAAACAUAACAUGCGACUUAACCCGGAGAAGUGUGCCUUCGGGGUUAAAGGAGGAAAGUUCCUGGGCUUCAUGUUGACAUCAAGAGGCAUCGAGGCCAAUCCCAAAAAAUGUGAAGCAAUCAUUAACAUGAGAAGUCCCCGGACAAUAAAGGAAGUCCAAAGACUAAAUGGAAGGCUAGCCGCACUCUCUCGAUUUAUACCAAGUAUCCUCACUCGACCCGAGGUCUCAGGAAGACUCACCAAAUGGUCAAUAGAAUUAUCUGAAUUUGACAUAACAUACGAGCCGAGGACGACAAUAAGGGCGCAAUUCUUAGCAGAUUUUCUAGCCGAAUUAACAGACCAAGUAGAUGAUGAACACACUUGGGAGCUCUAUGUAGAUGGAGCUUCAAACUCAGAAGGAUCGGGAGCAGGUGUAUAUCUAACAGACAAAUCCGACCUCCAAGUGGAACAGUCAAUCAGGUUCUCAUUCCAAACAAGCAACAAUCAAGCCAAGUAUGAAGCUCUACUCGCCGGACUUCGACUUGCACAGUCUUUAAACAUAACACAACUACAGGUAUACUGUGACUCGCAACUGGUGGUACAACAGGUAACCGGGAAUUUUCAGGUAAAGGACCAAUUGUUAGAAAAAUAUCAUGCACUGGUAAGAGAACUCAUACCUCAGUUUACUUCAAUACAAAUCACACAUAUAGCUCGGAAACAAAACACCCGAGCAGAUGCUUUAUCAAAACUAGCAACAACUAGGAAAUGUAUGCAUGAUUCUGUUAUAUCUCAGCUAACCCUCGCUGAACCGAGCUUUAGCAAAAGAAUAUUCUCUAUAUCACAGGAACAAGACUGGAGGGCAACAUACAAACAAUACCUACAAACUGGAACCAUACCAACAACUAUCACAGACCAAAGAGCAUUCAAAAGGCGAGCAGCAUCCUUCACACUGAUAGGAACAGAACUAUACAAACGAGGUUUCUCCCAACCACUACUAAGAUGUCUAAACACGGAUGAAGCUAAGAUCGCCAUAGACGAGGCCCAUGAAGGAGUAUGUGGUAACCACAUUGGAGGAAUAAGCCUGGCAUCUAAGGUUGCCAGAGCAGGUUAUUAUUGGCCAACAAUGAAGAGCGAUUGUAUCGAAAAGUUUACCGAUCAAAACCUGGCAGAAUUUUUGCAGGGUUUCAAAAUUAAGCAUCACUUUUCAUCAGUAGAACACCCGCAAACAAACGGACUCGCCGAGGCAGCUAACAAAGUAAUUCUCAUCGCACUUAAGAAAAAGCUCGGCGAAGCCAAAGGAGAAUGGGUGGAGUUAAUCCCAAAAAUACUGUGGAGUUACAAUACAACAAAACAAACAACCACCAAGGAGACCCCUUACCGACUUGUCUAUGGCGCCGAUGCAAUGAUCCCAGUCGAGAUUGCCCUAACAUCAGGAAGAACAACACAAACAUCAGCACCAAACAAUGACAACAUCAGACAAGCGGAAUUGGAUAUAAUAGAGGAAGACAGAUACAAAGCUGAGAUGAGGCACAAAGCAAUGCAAAGCAUAAUAAAAAGAAAAUACAACAAGAUGGUCAAACCCAGGUCCUUCGCCGAAGAAGACCUCGUCUUAAGACGAACGGAAGAAGCACGGAAACCACAAACACAUGGAAAACUCGCAGCAACAUGGGAAGGCCCUUACCGAGUAAUACAAAUACUCGGCAAGGGAGCAUAUAAACUUCAAACAAUAUAA